This is a messenger RNA of Trichoderma virens Gv29-8, 927 nucleotides long. RefSeq lists its product as uncharacterized. The annotation marks the transcript as partial. The transcript is spliced from 2 exons. The record is from RefSeq and is a predicted model, not a curated record. NCBI's taxonomy places the organism in Eukaryota, Fungi, Ascomycota, Sordariomycetes, Hypocreales, Hypocreaceae.
CUCGACAACCUCCCAAUUCCUGGAAAAACAGUCAUUGUCAUCGGUGCUAGUGGAGGUCUCGGUCUCGAAGCUGCCCGACAUUACGUUCGUUUAGGAGCAUCCCGAGUCAUCCUAGGAGUUCGGUCACAGACCAAAGGCGAUGCUGCCAAGAGGAACAUCGCCUCUAGUCUCAGCCCCGAAGUAAUCAAGUCAUGCACCAUUGAUGUCUGGAUUAUUGAUCUGGCAUCGUUCGAAUCAGUGAAAGCAUUUGCGGAGCGGGCCACAAAGGAGCUUUCAUCAAUCGAUAUUGCCUUGCUCAAUGCUGCUGUCGACAAGGCUCAAUUCGGACUCACAAAGGAUGGAUGGGAGGAGACUUUGCAAGUAAAUGCUCUGGCGACGACAUUUUUGGCUCUGCUGCUACUUCCAAAGAUGCGACAGUCAUCACGACCCGACUGGAAGCCGUGUCUGAGCAUUGUAGCCUCGAGAGGGCACCAAAUGGUGUCGGAUGGAGCACCUUGGCAAGACGCUCCGAACUGUCUCGAAGCGCUGAACAAAGAGGAAAACUUUGGAAAGUCAGCCGACAGAUAUUGCGUUUCUAAGCUGCUUGUCAUCUAUGCGGUUAGGGAGGUUGCGAAGCUUGCUCUCUCACCCCACGGUGAACCAGACGUCGUGGUGAAUUAUUCAUGUCCGGGGGCGUGUAAAUCGGAUUUGGCCCGGGAAUCGGAUUCCGUAGGGAAAAAGGUUGGGCUUGCUGUCGUUCAGGCGACGAUUUGCAAGACGACGGAGGAAGGUUCCAGGACAAUCGUCUUUGCGAGCGGUCUUGGCGUACAGAGCCAUGGAUUGUGGUAUCACAAGGAUAGAAUUGCAGAGCCUGGAGUGCUGGUGUCGAACGAAAGGGGGAAAAAGCUCCAAGCAAAGAUUUGGAAGGAGAUGAUGCAAGUUUUGGAG